UGUAAAGCGAUCUUAAGACAUGCAAUGCGCAGUUUCAUGAAAACUCCGCAUCUUCUUCAAAUGUCACAUAACCAAAAUAAUCAACUCCGUCAAAUCCGUGGAGCGAUACGAUGUUUAUGAGGAGUCUUAUUUGACUGUGUAUUGCGUGACAAGUGAUAAAACUUAUUAUCAUACAACAACGUUUCCGUUUGUGCGGUGAUGUGUGCGUGAUGCGUCUAGAAGCAAUGUCGUUGGUGUAGCAGUAAUUCGUCACACAGGAGAAAAGUAAACUCGAAGAAAAUGACAACUAGUCAGAACGAUCAUUCUCUCGCUAUCAGACAGGAAAUUCAACGUUUUGAGAGUGUUCACCCGUCAAUAUAUGCUAUUUACGACCUUAUAGAGCUCGUGCCCGACGCGCAUAUCGCUAAGCAAAUUCGCGAACACGUCGUAGCAAUAGAAGACUCCUUCGUUAACAGUCAUGAGUGGACACUGGCAAGAGACGUUCCGGAAUUACACUUAGGAAUUAUCGGUUCCUCCGAUUCUGGAAAAUCUGCUCUAGUUCACAGGUAUCUUACAGGAUCUUUCAUGCAUGAGGAAUCACCAGAAGGUGGUCGUUUCAAGAAAGAAGUUUUUAUUAACGAUCAGAGUUACCUUCUCUUGAUUAGAGAUGAAGGUGGUGUACCAGAAGCUCAAUUUUCAGCAUGGAUAGACGCUUUAUUACUCGUAUUCAGUCUAGAAAAUGAAGAAAGUUUUUCUGUAGUUUGCAAUUUUUAUAAUAGAAUGUGUUCCUUCCGCAAUAUGUCGGAAGUGCCAAAAAUACUUGUUGGUGUACAAGAUUCAAUUAACGAAAGUAAUCCUCGUGUCAUAAAAGAUGUCAGGCCUCGAAAACUUGCUUGUGAUUUAAGAUGUCCUUAUUACGAAACAUGCGCUAUUUAUGGUUUAAAUGUUGAAAGAGUAUUUCAAGAUGUGUGUCAAAAAAUCAUACAAAAUCUAUCAACAAAACAUUUUCCACGUGAUGCAUUCCAUCGUACGGCCGAGAAUGACAUCAAAUUUGUUCUUCCUGUUAUUACAAAAAAUGCACAGGUUUAUAACAAAGAAGUAGAGACAACAAAUUCCUUAAAACCUGUAGAAAAGGAUGAGGAUUGUCGAUCUGUUCACAACAAUUCUAUGACAAAUGAUUCCGGAUUGUUAAAUGAUAAUUUUCAUAAUGUACAAAAUCAACACGAGUUGCGAUCGUCGAUUUUAACACCAACUACUAUUAGGAAAUUCAGAAGAAAGUCCAACAUAUUCACACCUUCUAAGAAGGAAAAAUAUAUGGGUGAAAUGGGCGUUGGUAGAGAAAUACCGGUUAAACAAGGUUAUUUAUUUAAACGAAGUAGCAAGUCCUUGAAGGAAUGGAAGAAGAAAUACGUCACUUUGUUAGAAGACGGUCGUUUAACGUAUCAUUCGAGUUUACAUGAUUAUAUGAAUGAUGCCAACGGCAAGGAAAUACUUCUGCAAUACGUUACUGUGAAGGUACCUGGUAAAACGCCAAAAGGCUCAAAAUCGUACAAUGCUCAAGAGAGCAGUUUCGAGUUUUCCAUUAUCUCCUUGGAAAACAAAACUUGGCAUUUCGAGGCGAGCAGUGUCGAAGAGAGAGAUAGUUGGAUUAGCGCAAUAGAGCAACAAAUACUCUCGAGUUUGCAAAACAGCGACGGUGAUAAGAAAAAUGAAACUGAUGCUUUUAAGAUGCACUGCAUAAAAAACAAAGUCUCGGGAAACGAUGCCUGCGUUGAUUGUGGUGCACCGAAUCCUGAUUGGGCUAGUCUUAAUUUGGGCGUGUUGAUGUGUAUUGAAUGUUCCGGCAUCCAUAGGAACUUAGGAUCACAUAUAUCCAAAGUUCGAUCCUUAGAUUUGGACGAUUGGUCUGCAGGUCACCUAAGCGUUAUGCUAGCUCUCGGCAACGACAUAGCCAACAGUAUUUGGGAAUAUUGUUUAAACGGAAAACAAAAGCCUGUCUCAGAUUCAUCUAGAGAGGAAAAAGAGCAAUGGAUCAGAUGGAAAUAUGAGGAUAAACUAUUUCUCCCGCCAAUCAAUCCGAACAUUUCUUUAGGAAAAUUGCUCAUUGAUUCUGUCUGUCGAGGAGACAUGAGAGCGUUUACAUUGUGCCUGGCUCGAUGUACUAUCGAGGACAUCAACACGUCUGUCAGCGCGGAAGAUAGGAGAACACCAUUGCAUCUGGCCUGCGCAACCGGAAAUUUAGCAAUGGCACAACUUUUAAUUUGGCAUAAAGCGAACCCGCAAAAUCUUGAUCACGAAGGUCGAACGUGCAUGUCGUAUGUACGAGCUUUGGAAAGAACACUUGACAAUUCGUCUGAUUCUAUGGAAAUGCAGAAGCUCCUCGAAGUAUUAGAACAGGCCAGUGUUUCCGGAGUGGAUGACGUGUAAACACAUCUCAGUAUUAAAUUACGAGAAAAGAGUAUGCCUUAAUUGACCCGCUUCUGUUUUCUGUAAUAUGUUGUUAAAACUGUGUACUUAUAUAUGAAGCCAUAUUUUAUUUAAUGGCUUAUAAAAAAAAAGGAGUUUUAUUAAUUUUAAUGACGUUUGUUCGAGAAUACUGCCAAGGUAUGAAACGAGAUUAAAAAUUAUAAACGAUUGAUUCGUGAUGUUAAUUAUAUAUCUUGUAAAAAGUUUAUAUCAUGUGUAUAACACUCGUAUAUUAGUAUCAAUUGUGAAAAUUAUUUAUUUCAAAUUAGAAAGUUUUAAUACUAUGUACUUUUGUAUGUAUACAUUGAGAAUUAUUCUUAACCCUCCGACAGCGGAUUUAUAGGGUCAUCUUUUAUCUAUAAUCUUUGGUAUUGUUUCCCAAAAUUUCAUUUUUCAAAUGUUUUUAACUAAAUCUCGUGGAUCGAAAACUUUUUACCAUCGCUGUCGGAAAGUUAACAGAGAAAAAUGCACUUCGCAAUAUGAAUAGUAAAAGUUACGAUUUAGUGAAGUUGUGUGUCAAGUCAAUCAUUCACAUUACUCAAAAAACAAAAAAAAAAAAACAAAAAAAAAAACAAACAAAAAACAAAAA
Pseudomyrmex gracilis is the source of this 3034-nucleotide messenger RNA. It is a transcript of the gene CenG1A, whose product is annotated as centaurin-gamma-1A. The coding region runs from base 280 to 2406 and encodes 708 amino acids. The record is from RefSeq and is a predicted model, not a curated record. Gene Ontology annotation, cellular component: nucleus. The transcript has 13 exons. NCBI's taxonomy places the organism in Eukaryota, Metazoa, Arthropoda, Insecta, Hymenoptera, Formicidae. Gene Ontology annotation, molecular function: GTPase activity; GTPase activator activity; GTP binding.